Messenger RNA from Knipowitschia caucasica, 2190 nucleotides. The record is from the annotation of a GenBank genome assembly. Lineage: Eukaryota; Metazoa; Chordata; Actinopteri; Gobiiformes; Gobiidae.
AUGAAUCUGCCUAAAGGGCCAGAGUCUUUAUGCUUCGAUAAAGAUGUUUUUAUGAAGGAUGAUUUUGACGUGGACCAGUUCGUGUCAGAAUGCAGGAAGAAGGUGCAGCUGGAGGAGAUGCGAGAGGACCUGGAGCUUUACUACAAGUUACUCAAAACUGCUAUGGUGGAGCUCAUUAACAAAGACUAUGCGGACUUUGUCAACCUGUCCACCAAUCUGGUGGGGAUGGACAAGGCCCUCAACCAGCUGUCUGUUCCUUUAGGACAGUUACGUGAGGAGGUGAUGUGCUUGAGGUCUUGUGUGAAUGAAGUAAUUCAGUCUAUAGACAAGCAGUUGACCAGACAGGAAGAUCUACAAAAUAAAAAGGCGUGUGUUUUACGACUGAUACAAGUGGUGAGAUCUGUAGAGAAGAUUGAGAAGAUCCUACAUUCCCAAAAUGCCAAAGAGUCAAACUCUUUGGAAACAAGCAGUCCUUUGUUAGCAGGUCAGAUCUUGGAGAGAAUAGCCACAGAAUUCAACCAGUUGCAGUUUCACGCUGUGCAGAGCAAAGGCAUGCCCCUCCUGGAUAAAGUCCGACCUCGUAUUGCAGGUAUCACUUCGAUGCUCCAGCAGUCUCUGGAGGGUCUGCUCAUCGAGGGUCUUCAGACGUCCAAUGUGGACAUGGUGCGUCACUGCCUCAGGACUUAUGCAACUAUCGAUAAGACCAGAGAUGCAGAGGCACUGGUGGGACAGGUGCUGGUCAAACCCUACAUGGAUCAGGUCAUACUGGAAGAAGCCGUGAAGUCUAGUCCCACUGGUCUUCAGGUGAUGUAUUCCAGACUGUUGGACUUUGUGCCUCAUCACUGCAGAUUGCUUCGAGAUGUGACUGGAGGCGCCAUCUCGAGUGAUAAAGCGGACACAGUGCCUGGCUAUGACUUUCUGGUAAAUUCUGUGUGGCCAGAGAUUGUCAAAGGAAUAGAAGAGCGGUUGGCUUAUCUCUUCAAUCCUGGAAAUCCUGACAUAUUUUAUGAGCGAUACAGCACAAGUAUGGAGUUCAUUCGAAAGUUUGAACGUCAGUGCAGCUCACAGGCGAGUGUGAAGAGGCUGAGAGUCCACCCUGCCUUCGUUGGCUUUCAGAACAAGUGGAACCUUCCGGUCUACUUUCAGCUACGAUACAAGGAAAUUGCGGGAACCCUUGAAAACUCCAUUAGUGAUGGUUUAGAGACAGCACAAGCUGGUAGUGCUUUCCACCUAAAGGCGUCUGAAGUGUUAUGGUCGUGUUUGGUGAAGUGUUGGUCGGACCAGAUCUAUCUGUCGCCUCUGGCUCAUCGUUUCUGGAAGCUCACAUUGCAGCUUUAUUCUCGAUAUGCAAAGUUCCUUGAAGAGGUUUUGACCAAACCCUCAGUGCCAGAGGUGCCUAAAGAACCAGCCAGGCCUUUGCCGAGCUCAGCCUCCUCUACCUCCAGUCGCACAUCUCUGGAAGACGGGGGUAGUGAGAGCGGUAGUCCUACAUCCUUGUCCACUAAGCAGCUGGUCUACAUCGCUGCUGAUGUACAGAAGCUACAAGAGCAGAUACCACAGCUGUCAGACAUGGUCAGACAUAGAUUAGAAGCUUUCAAUUUUACAAACUUCUCAAUAGUGGAAGAUGCUCUUGCGGAUUCAAAAGCUUGCCUCUCCAGCAGCAUUCCCAGUCUGGACACUCGUAUGACGCAACACCUCACCGAGCGAUGCUGCCGCUUUUUGAAAAGUGCCUCUGAGGUUCCUCGACUAUAUCGCAGAACAAACAAGGAGCCGCCUGUUCGAGCGUCCGCGUACAUGGACAACGCCCUGCGCCCCUUGCACCAGGUCCUGACUGACUCCACUGGAUUGGUCAGUCCCUCCACGGCCCAACAGUGGUUACUAGUUACUCUGUGUGACUGUACGCAGAGGUACUAUGACACCAUCUCCGAGGUGCUGAGCUCAGUGAGAAAAAUGGAGGAGAGCCUGAAACGCCUAAAGCAAGCCAGGAAAGGACAGAGUGCAGCGGCCACAACAGGAGCCAAUGGAGGAACCACGGACGACACCAAGAUCCGCCUGCAGCUCGCCCUGGAUGUGGAGUACCUCGGGGAACAGAUUGAAAAAAUGGGUCUACAUCAAAGCGACAUCACAAUGUUUUCUGCUCUUCAUGAUCUGGUGAAAGAAGCCAAAGAACUCGCUGGUGACCACAGCUAG